This is a messenger RNA of Penicillium taxi, 498 nucleotides long. RefSeq lists its product as uncharacterized. The record is from RefSeq and is a predicted model, not a curated record. Bases 1 to 498 code for a protein of 165 amino acids. The transcript has a single exon. NCBI's taxonomy places the organism in Eukaryota, Fungi, Ascomycota, Eurotiomycetes, Eurotiales, Aspergillaceae.
AUGACCGUUGCAUUUGGCCUCCAAGCUCCGCCAUCUCCAUCUCCCUCUCCCGCUAUUCCUCUCUUGCAAAAGAACGCCAGAAAACGUUGGCCCCCAAUGGCAAACCGCAAUGCUCUCCCAUAUAAGCUCACUGUUAUCUCGAAAGAGAAAUUGGUCCGAGAGACUACUGCUCCCGACCCAGACCUCCGCCGCUGCGUUGGUCACUUCCGCCUACACUGUGGUUCCAUUCUAUGGACUGAGAACGAUAUGAAGUCUCGUAUCAGCUCAUUUGAGUUCGAAGACGACUCUGAAGAUGAAAACGAUAUCAUCAUCCCUCAACAGAGGAUCAUACGUCAAAAAUCAGACCUCCCACAACGUGACGCCUAUGUGGUGCAAGUUACCGAAGUUACUUGCGAUGACGCCUCAAAUCAGUCUCUCUUGGAUCAGAGCCAACAACAUGUCAUUGAGAUGACAUCAAAGAACAUGUGUUGCAUGACUGUUCCGCCUCUCGCCGGUUGA